Dictyostelium purpureum is the source of this 2601-nucleotide messenger RNA. RefSeq lists its product as uncharacterized. The record is from RefSeq and is a predicted model, not a curated record. Gene Ontology annotation, biological process: transmembrane transport. Gene Ontology annotation, molecular function: transmembrane transporter activity. The coding region runs from base 1 to 2601 and encodes 866 amino acids. Lineage: Eukaryota; Evosea; Eumycetozoa; Dictyosteliales; Dictyosteliaceae. The transcript is spliced from 2 exons.
AUGAUAAAUAUAUAUUCAAGUCAGCAAUCAAACCAGGAAAAUGGUAUUGAGAAUACUGAAGAAAACAUAAAUACAAAUAAUAGUAAUAUAAACAGCAAUAUGGAAAAUAAUAUAGAAAAUAUAAAUAAUAACAAUAGCAAUAUAAACAAUAACAAUAACAAUAGUAAUAAUAAUAAUAUGAAUAAUGGUAUAAUUAGUAAUAGCAAUUGCGAAUCUCAACAAAUAGAAAAUUCAAUUUAUUCAGGAAAUGAAAAUUAUAUGAUAGUUAGCAGAGUUUUAUCAAAUAAUGAUUUUUUAGUUUCUAAUGGAAGUAAUGGUAAUUUAACUCUAACAGCAAGUGGAAACUAUAUACCAAUAGUCAAUAACAACAAUAUAAAUUUAAAUACAUCUUUACCUCCAACUCCACCAAUUCCACCACAAUAUGGUUAUGGUACUCUAACACCAACAAACUCUGAUUCAGAUUCAGACUAUUCAGAUUGUUUAUUACCAGAUAUUAAUCGGAGCCAUAGUAAUGAUAAAAGUUUAAAUAAUGACAAUAACGGUUAUGAGGAUAGUGAAGAAGAUGGCGAUGAGGAUUAUGAAGAAAGAGAUAAUCAAGAUGACACUUAUUAUAAAGUAGAUAAUUGUAAUAAAUAUAUAAAUGUAAAUAAUAAUAAAAAAUCAAAUCCAAUAAAUAUAAAUCAAAAAAAGAAUAAAAAAUCAAAACAAUUAGGUAUUGAUGAUUUUGAAAUUAUUGAAAUUGAAGAAGAGAAUGAAAUCAAUGGUAAUAAUACUCACAAUAGCAAUCAAAUGGCAUCAAGCAAUUCAAUUUCACCACCACAUCAAUCGCCAUUCAAACAACUUUUAACAAAUAAAUUAAGAUCAAUUAAAGAUAAAAUUGAAAAUUCACCAUCAGAAAAAUACAAUACAUUUCCAACAGAUAGGUUCAAUAAUAUACCCACUAGUGAUAUUAUACUAUAUUCAUCACCACUUCACAACAAUGACCAUUCAGCUAUAAAAGGGAGUGGUGGUUUAUUAAGCCACCAUCACCAUAUUACUAAUGGUAAUUUAUCAUUUUCUCCAAUUAUAGAUAAUAAAAGCUAUAGUAACAAUAAUAUAGAACAAAACUACAGUAGUAGCUUUGAUGCCCCAAAUACUCCAUUAAAUAUAAAUAAUAUAUCACCAUCAUCAUCAAUUACAAAAGAUACAUUUGACACCGACAGUCAAUAUAGCACAUCUAAUAACAAUAUAAUUUUAGAUAGUAAUAGUAAUAAUAAUGAUUUCAAACAAACAAUGUAUAACAAUAGUAGCUUAAUUAGAGGAUAUUCAAACUCGUCAAUAACUAGACCCGUUUCAAACUAUGAAAAAAGCAAAGUAAACUAUAAAAUUUUAAUAUUGCUAUCACUCUCAGUAUUUUUUUCAGUUAGUAAUUUAUACUAUGCACAACCAUUACUCAAUGAAAUUGGUAAAAUUUCUGGUGAAGAUACUCCAUUACCAUAUGGUAUUACAUCUUUGGUUACAAUGUCGGUUCAAAUUGGUUAUGCUCUAGGUUUGUUGUUCAUUUCAAUUUUGAGCGAAGUAAUGUCAAAAAAGAAAUUAACUUUGGUCCUAUCAAUGAUUAAUUGUGCCGCUUUAGUUGGUAUUGGUUUGUCAACUCAUAUUGCAAUGGUUAUAGUAUUUCACUUUAUCGUUGGUGUUUCCACCAUUAUUCCUUAUAUAGCCGUUCCUUUAGCUUUAGACAUGACUCCCAACCCCUCAGAUCGUGGUAAUAUUGUUAGUGUCCUUUUAUCUUCAGUAUUUGUUGGUCUAUUAGGUGCACGUGUUACCUCUGGUGUAAUUGGGUUCCUUUUUGGUUGGAGAGUAGUAUUUUAUUUUGCUGCCAUUACAAUGUUUAUCAUUUCAUUAUUAUUAUUUUAUUUCUUACCAUACACUCCAAGAAACCAGAAUAUUAUACCAUAUAACAAACUUUUAUUAUCAACUUGGGAAUUUUUAAAAAAGGAAAAAACUUUGAGACAAACAAGUUUCAUAGGAUCAAUGGUAUUUGCAACUUUUAGUAUACUUUGGACAACCUUAUCAUAUCGUUUAAAUGAUGAACCAUAUCAAUAUAAUAGUGGUUUCAUUGGACUUUUUGGUUUAAUUGGUAUGGCUGGAGCAAUUGCAUCACCAAUAAGUGGAAGAAUAGCAGAAAGAUUUGGAAUCAAUCGAUUAAUGGUAAUCUAUAUAUUUAUAUGUGCAUUGGGAUACUUUAUCUUAAUGUUUUUCGAUUUCCAUAUUGUCGGGUUAAUUUUUGGAAUAUUCAUAUUGGAUCUAGGUGUUCAAUCAUGUCAUAUCAGUAAUCAAUCAAGAAACAAUCAAAUAGCAAUCGAAGAAUCAUCAAAGUAUAGCAUGAAUACAAUAUAUAUGGCCUCCUAUUUAAUCGGUGGAUCUAUUGGUAGCGGAAUCAGUGGUGUCAUUUAUUCACAUUGGAAUUGGAGUGGUAGUUCAGUCGUUGCUUUAAUAUUUUUAGGUUUGGCUCUUACUUGCCAUUUAAUCACCUUUGAAAAGCCCUUCACUCAUUCUUUAGUUAAUAAUAAUAAUAACAAUAAUAAUAACAAUGAAAAUCACGACAUUGUACAAACAUAA